Molecule: messenger RNA, 369 nt
Organism: Candidozyma auris
Lineage: Eukaryota; Fungi; Ascomycota; Pichiomycetes; Serinales; Metschnikowiaceae
Product: tubulin-binding prefolding complex subunit GIM4
Exons: 1
Coding region: 1-369 (122 amino acids)
Biological process (GO): protein folding
Cellular component (GO): cytoplasm; prefoldin complex
Molecular function (GO): protein folding chaperone
Source: RefSeq, a predicted model, not a curated record
AUGUCUGAGCAAAAACAGUCAGAAGAACAAAGAACCCAGGCUCUUCAGCUUCAAUUCAACCAGUACCAGGAGGCGCUUACAGAAUUGCAAUCGCAACUCUCCUCCAUAUCUUCGCAAGCUCAAGAACACGCUAUAGUCGAUCAAACGCUUUCAAGCAUACCACCUGAGAAAAGAGAAGGGCGAAAAUGUUUUAAGAUGAUUGGUGGUGUUUUAGUUGAGAAGUCCGUGGAUGACGUUAUCAAGCUUCUAGAUGAAGAGAAGAAGGAGCUCGAAAAGACAAAGACGACGAUCGAAAAGGAGCUUGUGGAGACCAAAAAGAAGAUGGACGAGUGGAUGACGAAGAACAAAGUCAAGGUGAUGAGACAGUGA